AUGUUCAAUCGGUUUUCAAACGCGCAAAGCGACUUCAAUCUCGUCCCGGUGGAGUCCGUGCUGGAUCCACCCCCAUCCGAUUACCAAGAUGGAGAAGCGAUAAGUUUUGUGUUUCUAAUUAGUUUAUCGGUGACUUUUGCCGUUCUGAUGGUCAUGCUGAUCAUAGUGGCACUGUAUGUGACGUUUUGCGCAGCAGAUGAGUCCGAAUUCGAUGAAGAAGAGGCAUCUGCGAUGCCCAACAUUUUCCGCAAAAAACGUAGUGGCGUAUUAUUAGACGGAUCAUUUCUCACACCUGGUCAUUUCGACGAUUCCCAAGCGUUGCUGGAACAAGAGGCGUUAGAGUUACCCCGAUUGUCGAGGUUUGAGGUCGAGUUGUACCGUCGCUCUCAAGAACUUCAAAAAAUGUGUCCCCCCAACAUCAAAGAGUUUGGCACCUACAUGGAUGCUGUUGACAAGCAGAUUAUCAAGGAUCGUGGAAUCCAAAGCUAUUAUUUGCUUCCAUCGAUAAAUGAUAAUGUGGAUCAGUAUGGGAAUUUUUUGCCUAGUUUUAUCGUGCAAGACAAGCUCGAUAUUCUGUUCACCAAACAUAACAGAAGCGCUUCCACCAUAAUGAAUUAUCCGCUACCGCACAAUAAAAAGGAAGCAGUGUAUUUUGAGGUCAAAGUUUUCAAAUUGCCACGUACACCAAACUCCAUUUUCAGUUGUGGCCUUACGACAUGUCCAUACCCUUAUUUCCGCAUGCCCGGGAUGGCCCAGUUUUCAAUAGCAUAUGAAUCCACCGGAAAACUGCGAAUGAACAACCCCUUUUACGCGAACACCUUACUCCCCAAAUUGCAAGAAGGCGAUGUGAUUGGUUUUGGUUACCGCUACAGAAGCGGCGCCAUUUUCAUUACACAUAACGGCAAAAAACUUAUGGAUCUAGCUCACAAUGUGGGUAUAGAUUUGUUUGUAGGGAUAGGUGCCAUGAAUGCGGCAUACACCCGAAGUUACAGUCGUGAAGGAUUGCUGGAAGACUGUGACAACGUAUCGCUACGGGAAAGAAUUUUGGCAAGCGAUUUGGACAUGAAGGCACCACGGGUGAUCAAUGAGCAAUUGGAGACCGUGCACGAUCCUUCAGAAUCCGAUCUGGCAUCGGACGAAAUCGAAUUGCAUGUCAAUUUGGGCCAACUUGGCUUUGUAUACGUGGAGGCCAACGUGAAAAAAUAUGCAUUUGGAAGCGUCUUUGGAGAUAUAGGCGUACCUCCAGCCUACAAUGGCGCAGAGACGAAAAAUGAUGUAGUGUUGCAAAAGGGCGAAGAGCUUCCACCGAAGUAUCCCAGCGAAGAGUUGGUACCCAUCACCAGCGGUUCGAUCACAUUGCAGGAGGGCGAACCCAGCUCACUGGACCCUGCAGAAUACGAGCAGGACUCGUCUAGUUUCGAUCGGAUUCACAAUGGGAGCCUGGAGCCAAAACCCAAGAAUACCAAGAAACGUGGUCGCAAGAAGCGUGGGAAACGCAAUGCCAGACGAACCAACCGGUGA
Messenger RNA from Lachancea lanzarotensis, 1521 nucleotides. It is a transcript of the gene SSH4, whose product is annotated as LALA0S02e03246g1_1. Lineage: Eukaryota; Fungi; Ascomycota; Saccharomycetes; Saccharomycetales; Saccharomycetaceae. Bases 1 to 1521 code for a protein of 506 amino acids. Gene Ontology annotation, molecular function: protein binding. The transcript has a single exon. The record is from RefSeq and is a predicted model, not a curated record.